AGCAAUUAUGUGAGGUUAUGCAUAUGAAAAAGUGAAUAAACCUUAUUUCUUGUUUUUGAAGAUAUAAAUUUAUAUUAUUCAAAAUGAAUGCGCCCCCAACUUUCGAAUCCUUUCUCUUAUUCGAAGGCGAGAAAAAAGUAAUUCGAGAACAAGACACAAAAGUGCCUAAUGCAGCUAUUUUUACGGUCAAUAAAGAAGAUCAUACCUUAGGAAAUAUGAUUAGAGAUCAAUUAUUGAAAGAUCCUGAUGUAUUGUUUGCUGGAUACAAAGUACCUCACCCCUUGGAACACAAAUUUGUUUUGAGAAUCCAAACUACUUCACUUCUGACUUCUCCGCAAAAAGCUUUCAUGAGCGCCAUCACAGAUUUGAUAGCAGAAUUGUCUUUAUUUGAGGAAAGAUUUAAGGAAGCAAUUAAAGAAAAAAAGGAACAUUUAGGAGAAUAA
Messenger RNA from Ctenocephalides felis (cat flea), 443 nucleotides. Its product is annotated as DNA-directed RNA polymerase II subunit RPB11-like. Gene Ontology annotation, biological process: transcription by RNA polymerase II. Lineage: Eukaryota; Metazoa; Arthropoda; Insecta; Siphonaptera; Pulicidae. Bases 84 to 443 code for a protein of 119 amino acids. The record is from RefSeq and is a predicted model, not a curated record. Gene Ontology annotation, molecular function: DNA binding; protein dimerization activity. Gene Ontology annotation, cellular component: RNA polymerase II, core complex. The transcript has 4 exons.